Dentiscutata erythropus is the source of this 292-nucleotide messenger RNA. The record is from the annotation of a GenBank genome assembly. NCBI's taxonomy places the organism in Eukaryota, Fungi, Glomeromycota, Glomeromycetes, Diversisporales, Gigasporaceae.
AUGGAAGACAAAAAUAACAAAAGAAUUUCAAUAAACCUAUUUUAUGAGAUUACAAAUAAUGAUAGUGAUAUAGAUCUGUACUAUGACAAUAUAAAUAUUGAGAACUUGUCUGAAAACAGUAAAAUGUCAAUUAAAAAUGCUGAAGCCAUCACACUAGAAAAAGACCAGUCAUUUGAUAAUUUUGAUCAUAGUGAGAAACACAAAAUUAUGCAGAAUAUAUGGGUUUCAAGAUAUUAUCAACAAGUGAAUCCUGAAAAGCCUGGAAAAUCAAUAAGAAAUAGUUGUCAAUGGA